AUGGCUAAGGCGAGAAAGAAGAAGAGGACUCAUGUUCCCAACAAUGACAGGCCUGGAAAGCCCGGACAGGCCAACCGACCGCCCAAGAGCAUGGUUAUUCGCAUGGGCGCAGGCGACGUCGGGUCUAGCGUGACACAGCUGGCGCGAGAUUUUCGAGCAGUCAUGGAGCCUGAUACUGCAAGCAGGUUAAAAGAGCGACGUGCGAAUAAGUUAAAAGACUACACCGCCAUGGCUGGUCCGCUGGGUGUCACACACCUCUUCCUCUUUUCGCGCUCGAAAUCCGGCAAUGUCCACCUCAGAGUCGCUCUUACACCGCGGGGGCCGACCCUCACUUUCAGAGUGGAGCGUUACGCUUUGUGCAAGGACAUAGCGAAAGCCCAGAAACAUCCCCGCGGCGGAGGGAAUGAAUACCUGAAUGCGCCGUUGCUGGUUAUGAACAACUUCACCUCUCAAGCAUCAAGCGAAGAUGCCAAAGCAGAUCCCAUCAAGAAACAGCUCGAAUCCCUCACUACUACUAUAUUCCAAUCCAUAUUUCCUCCCAUAUCUCCACAGACAACCCCUCUCAGCUCAAUACGAAGAAUUCUGCUAUUGAACCGCGAACCUCAAUCAGAUGGUACAUAUAUAAUCAAUCUCCGCCACUACGCAAUCACUACCCGUCGAACGGGCGUUUCAAAACGAGUCCGCAGAUUCGAUCCAAGUGAACAGCGACUGAGAGAGAAGAAGUCGGGAGCGCUGCCGAACCUGGGCAAACUGGAGGACGUUGCGGACUACAUCCUUGACCCGUCCGCCGGGGGCUAUACAUCUGCCAGCGAGACCGAGCUGGAUACCGACGCCGAGAUUGAAGUUCUGGAAACCACCACGCAGCGAGUCCUGAGCAGGCGAGAGCAGCUACGACAGCGGCAACAAGAAAAGCAACAACAAAAUGGAGAAAAAGACAAAGACAAAACGACGAAAGACUCCGGCGCAAAUGGCGGCGGAUCAUCGAACGUCGAGAAACGGGCGGUGAAACUCGUCGAACUCGGCCCCCGGAUGCGUCUCCGCAUGGUCAAAGUGGAAGACGGCAUCUGCGAGGGACGGGUCAUGUGGAACGAGUUUGUCACCAAGACCGAAGCCGAGGAGAAGGCGUUGGAGGAGAAAUGGACCAAGAAGAGGCAGGAGAAAGAGGCUCGACGGAAGGAGCAGAGGGAGAAUGUGGAGAGGAAGAAGCUGGCCAAGAAGAAUGCGAAGAUUAAUGCGGGACAGGGUGACGGGGAAGAUGAUGACGAGGAAGACGAAGAGGAGGAUGAGGAGUGGGAUAGCGAUGAUAUGGAGGACUGGGAGGAUGAUGAUCAUGAUGAUGAGAUGGACGACGUGGGCGCCGAGGGAAACGCGGCCGAGAACGGGAAUCAAGAGUGA
Molecule: messenger RNA, 1395 nt
Organism: Fonsecaea multimorphosa CBS 102226
Lineage: Eukaryota; Fungi; Ascomycota; Eurotiomycetes; Chaetothyriales; Herpotrichiellaceae
Exons: 2
Coding region: 1-1395 (464 amino acids)
Biological process (GO): rRNA processing; ribosomal large subunit assembly
Cellular component (GO): preribosome, large subunit precursor
Molecular function (GO): rRNA binding
Source: RefSeq, a predicted model, not a curated record